Messenger RNA from Aphanomyces invadans, 348 nucleotides. RefSeq lists its product as hypothetical. The record is from RefSeq and is a predicted model, not a curated record. NCBI's taxonomy places the organism in Eukaryota, Oomycota, Saprolegniomycetes, Saprolegniales, Verrucalvaceae. The transcript has a single exon. The coding region runs from base 1 to 348 and encodes 115 amino acids.
AUGAUCCACGCCGUCGCCCACGCUCGGCGAUUCGUCCUCGCUAAUGGUGGCAACUGUGGCUGCGAACGAGUCGUCCACGAAAGAACUUGUCUCCUUCUGUCGUUGCACCAACGUUGCUGCUCGCUGGCAAGCACGAACCCACUUGUAGUCACCAGUGGAGCUUUCGGUACGAACAUGAAUCACCAUGCCGCUCGAACCGAAGAUUUUGAAUCCUUUGUUCGUGCUCUCGACGUAAACCACGCGCAGGACACCGCGAGGUGUACUGUCAGUUUUACUGGACACAAUGGUUGGGGUGGUGGGAGUCGUCGGGGUCAAUGUAUCAGGUAUGUUGUCGUAGAAGGACAGUAA